GAAUAGUGACUUUAAGAUGAAGAAGUUAAUAGAUAGAUAAGUUUGAAGUGACUUUGAAGAUGAAGAAGUUAAGAUAACCGAUUCUUGAAUGGCUCUCAAAUUCUUCGGUUGCCAUGCCAACCUUCUCAGCACUCGUAAACUAGUGAAGGUGAACAACUCCAUUGAGAAAGUGAGGGAUCUGGUUACAACAACUAACCUUCCUUCCAUCGCAACUUUCCCCCAAAACUCUCUACAGAAAGGCAAUUGGGUUAAGCUAAUUUGCGGUGCUAGCUUCGAGGAUGUGGCGGAUAUUAGGAAUCUUUCUCUUGUUUACACUCUUGCCGGAGUUGAUUGUAUCGACUGUGCUGCUGAUGCGGCCGUGGUGAAUGCCGUCAAUGAAGGAAUCGAUGCAGCAACAGCAAUCUUCCCUAUUAGAAGGCCUUGGGUUAUGAUUAGUGUCAAUGAUGAUCAGGAUCUUCACUUCCGAAAAGCCGAAUUUCAUCCAGAUGAUUGUCCAAUCGACUGCUCAAGACCAUGUGAAAUUAUAUGUCCUGCUAAUGCAAUCUCCAACCAAGGAGUAACAACAGAGCGUUGCUAUGGCUGUGGACGUUGUUUUCCAGUUUGUCCAUAUGAUAAAAUAAAAGCAAUAUCAUAUGUAAGAGACGCUGCUGCAACAUCUAAACUUCUUGAGAGAGAUAAUGUUGAUGCUCUCGAGAUUCAUACAAAUGGAAGGCAGACCAGUUCGUUUAAAGAGCUUUGGAAUGGUUUGGGAGAUUCUGUCAGUCAUCUAAGCCUUGUGGCAGUUAGCUUACCCUGUGUUGGAGAUUCAACUGUCUCCAUGAUGAACAAGCUGUACUCUAUCCUAGAAAACAAUCUUUGCUGCUUGAAUUUAUGGCAGUUAGAUGGUCGACCAAUGAGUGGAGAUAUUGGGCGAGGUGCCACUCGAGAAUCCAUUGCUUUUGCCCAGCGAUUGGCUUUUACUAAAGAAAAACCUCCUGGCUUUCUUCAACUGGCGGGUGGUACGAAUGCUCACACAGUGGACGGUUUAAGAAAACUGAACCUUUUCCAAAUGCCGCCUUUUGAGAACUCAACCGCGUCUAAUUCAAAUGCUUUGAUUGGAGGAAUUGCUUAUGGCGGCUAUGCCCGCAAGAUUGUGGGAAGGGUUUUGAGUGGUAUGCAGUCAGAGGGUGGUGAGAUAGAGUCAGAUCCAGAUCAUCUGCUCAUGGCAGUUAUCCAAGCCAUGACCUUAGUAGGAGGGGUCAAGUCAUACAAUAUCACUUGCUCAUGAUUCCUUACACUGUAAUUUGUAAAUGUCUUCCAGUACAAUCCUUUUUCAAAUAAUUAUGUUUAUGGAUAAUUAUUAUUAUUUUGUUUAAUCUCUUCUGAUUAAUUAUAGAUAACUCUCCUACUAAA
Molecule: messenger RNA, 1392 nt
Organism: Helianthus annuus (common sunflower)
Lineage: Eukaryota; Viridiplantae; Streptophyta; Magnoliopsida; Asterales; Asteraceae
Exons: 13
Coding region: 89-1267 (392 amino acids)
Source: RefSeq, a predicted model, not a curated record